UUGUAUGUGUGUUUCUCUUUGAACCCCAUUCUGUUAGCUGACUCAAGCCCAGCUGAUCCUCUGGGUAGGAGAGAAUUCCAGCUGUCAUAGCAGUUCACAGGCCCUGAGCUUGGGACCCAAGUAGUGAGACUGACAAACGGACAACAGGGCCCCAGGGACAUCUGGAUAAAGGCAGAAAGCGCUAGAGUGACCUAGGAGUCCAAGAAGAGACUCAAGCAGCCCUAAGCCACAAGGGGGAGGGGAAAUCAUAGGCCAAAGAGGUUUCUUUUUUGGUUCUCAGUGGCAUACAGGGUCUUCCAGGCUGGGUUGCAGCAGCUUCACUCAGAUGACCACUCAGGGAAAAGAAAAUGCUAGGUGGGGAAGAGUGAGGAGGUAUGGGUUUCAGAAGGUGGGAAAGGGCCGUGAGUGUCUCCAGGCUGUCUCCUGCCUCCCUGCAGUCCCUGGGGAGCUGAACCAGGACUCCGAGCAGCCAAUGCCUGGCAGCACACUGCGCCUAACUCUUCUGGUGCACCACGCUGCCAUGCACCUGCACUGGUACCUGCAGCCCACAGGCAGCCCCAGUCCCUUCCUUCUGCAGCCAGGGACACAAGUGUCCCUGGACUCUUCUAGCCAGGGCCAGGCCAUCCUCAGCAUCAUCAACAUCUCCCAGGACUGGGCAGGCCAGUACACCUGCUGCUUUGAGGCCCAGGGAUUCAGGUGGAUGCUGCACCAGGAGGUGAGGGUGUCCUUGCAGGAAACAGACGUGGUACGACUUCCAGACCAGCUCUCCAUCGCCUGUGCCACCACCCCUGUCUUCCACCUGAGCUGCUGCAUCCCCAGCACACACCUGGCCUACACGGCUUCCUGGAGCCCCAGGGAGGGUGGCACAGCCUCUUUACUCAAUGCAUCAGGCUCCCAGUGCCUUGUGCUGGCCGUUCAGAGCUGCCCUGCAGCUGACACCACGUACACUUGUGAACUGCAGAGCCUGGAACUGGCCCCUGUCAGGGUCUCUGUCUCUGUCACCAGCAUUCAGGACGGAGACACCAUUUGCCCCAAGGAUUCCUUGGCUGUUACCUGGAAUGUCACCAAGGCUGGCUAUGUGGCUCAGGCCCCGUGUCCCAUGGAUAAGAUUGGAAUGAUGACAAGGUCCUGUGGGCUUGACGGGGUCUGGGGGCCCAUUCGCAGUAGCUGCACAGAUGUGAGGAUCCUGGCCUUGCUGCACAGAGCCAGGCUGCUGCAGGCAGGCCAGGGCCACCCUGCUACGGAGGUGCCACAGCUCCUGGCACAGCUGCCAGGGCAAGUGGCAAGGGUGAGCUCACCCUCAGACCUACUGGCACUGCUGGGCACCAUGACUUUCCUGGCUGAAGUGGUGGCAGAGGCCAGAUUACAGCUUCACCACAGUGCCCUGAAGGAUCUACUGACAGGCACAGAUGAGAUCCUAGACUUGGACACCAGUUCUCUAUGGACCCCAGCUGAGGCCCAGAAGCCAUCGAUGAGCUCAGCUCUCCUGCUGGCUGUGGAGACCCUGGCACACAGCCUGUGCCCACAGGAUCACCCCUUCUCCUUCAUCUCAUCCAAUGUGCAGCUGCAGACCCAGCUCCUUGGACCCACAUUUACUGCUGACUACAGGAUCUCCUUCUCCACCCAGCCUCCACUGCAGGCAGAGAUUCCCAGGCACUCACUGGCCCCACUGGUCCAUAGUGGAGCCAACAUUAGUAUUACUAGCCUGGUGCUGCAGAAACUGGACCACCUUCUGCCCUCAAACUAUGGUCAAGGGUUGAGGAACUCCAUCUAUGCCACUCCUGGUCUGGUCCUCUCCAUCUCUAUCAUGGCAGAUGGCCAGGUCUUCAACCAGGGAGAGGUCAUCAUGGACUUUGGGGACAGAAAUGGCACACCCCACUGUGUUUUCUGGGACCAUGAUCUCUUCCAAGGUGAGGGGGGCUGGUCAGAUGAAGGGUGCCAGGCACAAGCAACUAGGGCCAACUCCACCACUCAGUGUGUCUGUCAGCAUCUCACUGCCUUCUCCAUCCUCAUGUCCCAACAUACUGUUCCAGACAGCCCUACUCUGGAGCUACUGAACCAGCUGGGCUUGGGGGCCUCCAUCCUGGCACUGCUUGUGUGCCUGGGUGUGUACAGGCUGGUGUGGAAAGUCGUGGUAAGGAACAAGGUUGCCUACUUCCGCCAUGUGGCCCUGCUCAAUGUGGUGCUCUGCCUGCUGGCUGCAGACACCUGUUUCCUGGGUGCCUCGCUACUUCCCCCAGGGCCCCACAGUCCACUCUGCCUAGCUGCUGCCUUCCUCUGCCAUUUCCUCUACCUGGCCACCUUUUUCUGGAUGCUGGCUCAGGCCCUGGUGUUAGCCCACCAGCUACUUUUCAUCUUCCAUCAGCUGUCCAAGCACCAGGUACUCCCCCUGAUGGUCGUCCUUGGCUAUCUGUGCCCACUGGGAUUUGCAGGGGGUGCCCUGGGUCUCUACCUACCCCGGGGACAAUACCUGAGGGAGGGAGCAUGCUGGCUGGAUGCAAAGGGAGGCGCACUCUACACCUUUGUGGGGCCAGUGCUGGCCAUUGUGGGCGUGAACGGGCUGGUACUAGCCAUGGCUGUGCUGAAGUUGCUGAGACCGUCACUGUCAGAAGGACCUCAGGUGGAGAAGCGCCAAGCCCUUCUGGGGGUGAUCAAAGCUCUGCUCUUUCUCACACCCGUCUUUGGCCUCACCUGGGGGCUGGGCUUGGCCACUCUGGUAGAAGAAGUCUCAGAAGUCCCCCACUACAUCUUCACCAUUCUCAACACCUCCCAGGGUGUCUUCAUCUUACUGUUUGGUUGCCUCAUGGACAAGAAGGUACAAGAGGCUUUACUCAAACGCUUCUGCCGCACUCUGCCCCCUAGUGCCACUAUCUCCCCGGCCACUAAUGAAUCCUGCUUCUCGGAACAUAGCAAGGGAAGAAGUAAAAAUGCCAGGUGAGAGUUAAGCUUUCUUGGGAGCUGGGGGAGCAGUGUGGAGUAAGGAUGGAUGUAGCAAAGGGCUUCCUGGCAAAGCUAUCGACAGAAGGCUCCUCUCCAGCCCACGGGGUGGAGAACAGGCUUUUCUCAGCAGGCUAGGGAGUCGAGGUCUCAGGGAGCAGAUACUUGAAGAAUCUUCUGCUGCUUUCCCAGAGAGCUGGAGGGAGUUUUACCACUACCAAUCCUUGAUUCAGUUCACUCUGAAACUCCUUUUCACACUGUCAAAUUCUCAGCUGUCCUGGAAAACCUCAGGGAAAUUCUUGACUUGAAGGAAUUGCCAGUGGUGAGUUUGGCGUCCAGAGGGGAGAACAGCCUGCCGAGGUGAGGCAAGGUGACCCAAGAGCUUCAGGGCGAGCUCUUUCACAGGGAAGGCAGAAGCUUCAGAGUGACCGACACAGAGAGCCCAUGUUCCUCCAAGGCAGUUGAGGCCAUGUGCUUGAAUCCACCAUGAUGGGCCCUGGUCCAAUACUCUGAACCCUCCCCCCAACUCAGAGCUCAGCCCUUGGGAAAGGCAGGCAUAU
Loxodonta africana (African savanna elephant) is the source of this 3497-nucleotide messenger RNA. It is a transcript of the gene ADGRF3, whose product is annotated as adhesion G protein-coupled receptor F3. Gene Ontology annotation, molecular function: G protein-coupled receptor activity. Lineage: Eukaryota; Metazoa; Chordata; Mammalia; Proboscidea; Elephantidae. Bases 326 to 2938 code for a protein of 870 amino acids. The record is from RefSeq and is a predicted model, not a curated record. The transcript has 9 exons. Gene Ontology annotation, cellular component: membrane. Gene Ontology annotation, biological process: cell surface receptor signaling pathway; adenylate cyclase-activating G protein-coupled receptor signaling pathway.